This is a messenger RNA of Drosophila ananassae, 1471 nucleotides long. RefSeq names its product moonshiner. Bases 138 to 782 code for a protein of 214 amino acids. Lineage: Eukaryota; Metazoa; Arthropoda; Insecta; Diptera; Drosophilidae. The transcript is spliced from 2 exons. The record is from RefSeq and is a predicted model, not a curated record.
GAACAGUGUUGUAAGCCGCCUUGCAGCCAUGUGAGCUCCUUCCAGCGCACAACCGCAGCCAACUUCACUUGUUUCGAAGAAAAUUUUCCGCGUUGGCGCAUGGAGGAGAACUCGAUUAAAACUUAAACUUUUCAGACAUGGUGCGCACAAAUACUGUGGGCAAAAUAAAGCCAGAACCAGAGGAAACUGUCCCGACGACGCGCAGGCGCCAUCGACAGAACGCGGCGGAGAGUUGGAUCGCAGAGUCGUGGGCUUUCCCCCAUGAAGUCUUCCAGGACACAAUGAAAGCCUGUAAAGAGGAGCUCCCUGAAUUGGAUGGCAAUGAGCGCAGGGCGCUCAACAAGCUGGAGAGUGUCUGGGCCCAAAAACUGAACUCUACGAACCACCAGCCGGACUCCAAUCGCCGGAGACCUACGCCACCACCGCCCCGCAAACGGCGUUGCCCCGUCAAGCCCGUGGCACCCGUUGCUCCCGUGGCACCGCCGGCUGAGGUUGAGCCCCGCGUUGAGAAUGUCUACAACGUGCCAGACCAUGUGCUUGUCCGAAAUCGCAUUUUCAUGCCGCCGCAUCCGCCGACCUAUCGGCCCCGGUACUUCGAGGUUAUCAUGCCGGCGUUCGUCCUCAAGCGCAGGAUCCUCGAUACGUUUCUCAAGCGUGAUAUCAUUAACAGUCUCAUGGCCUCCAGUGAUCAGGAGGCCACUGCCAUUCUCCAGAAGCUGGUGGAAGACGUGCUGAAGCUCAAAAGGUGCUACGACCGGGAUGGUGCGCUGAUCGAGUGGUAGCAGGUAGCCUAAAUCCUAUAUAUGUAUCACUUAUCAUUCUUGAUGGAAAUAAUUAUCCGUGGGAUUGCAUUUUUUUAAAUUAAUGUUCAUAUUUUAUGAAGAACUUAACUUAACAUCAUUGUCAUACAGUUUUUGUUUGGUGGCAGGGAUUUUUUUAUUUUGCUGAGUAUGAAAUGUAAUGUAAUUAGUUAUUUUAAAUCUCAUUACCAAAAGCUUUAAAAAACUUUCAUGAAGUUUGAUCAAGCCCACCCUAGAAGAACAGUGUGUACACACACUGCCAAAGGAAAUUUUGGCAAGCGCAGCCAACUUUAGUCAGAACUAUAGAAGAAAAAGUUUGGAAGGAGAAAGCGUGGGCGGAGAACUUUCGGUUAAAAGGUAAAAAAUAGACCAUUAAAACACGUAAAAAUACAACAAGAAGAAUUCCAAGUAUCCCCAAGACCCAAGGGCGUAAUUUUUCAAGAACAAAAUCCACAGCCAGGUGCAGAUGUUUCAUGUGGGUAGUGACGUAAUAGCGAAGCAUCAGCCACACGUGUCCCGGAUCAUGGCCGCAUCCCCCUGUAAGUGACUCUAAUUUUAAGAUUUAUUAUGCUGGAGACCAUUCUGAAGACGAGGAUAAUGCUGAACUGCCUUUUUUAAAGUAAUUUGUAAGCAAUCAAUAAACUGCAGCUUCAGGAUGCCGCAGACACUGA